CCCCGCUCCGCCCCGGCCGUGCCCAGCGCCCCGCGCCGCUUCCGCCUGCCCCGGGCACAGGCACCGGCCGCAGAUUCCCAGCACAGAGAGGUCCCGGUUCCGAGAUGAGUCCCUGAGCACCAAAGGGUUUGUGUGGUACGAGGAGCGCGACCGGGGCAUCCCCAAGCCCCACAGGGAGACAACCCUUUGCCAUAAGAUGCUUUUCCCAUCCCUGCUUCAGUCCAUGGUCCAGGCCAGCAGCUGAGAGAUGGCACAGAGUGCUGAGCUUCAGCCGAGCUUUGAGGACGUGUUCAACAUUCUGUCCCAGGCCCCACCAGAGAAACUGCUGAGCCUCAAACUCAAACUGAAGCACUCAAUCCCUGGGCCCUGCAGCAAGUUACUGCAAGCCAUGGUCCUGCUCACUCUGGGGCAAGAAACCGAUGCAAGAAUUUGUCUGGAUGCCUUGAGGGAUAACCAGGCAGCCCAGUACAUCCACCAGAUCAAACUGGGCGCUGCAGGAGUGCGGGAAGACAGGGAGGAUUUGCAGCCUCCCCAGCUGGAUGCAGGUGCCGUGGCACUGCUGGCACAGGUGUACACAGUGUUGGCACAGGAAAAGCUGUGCAGUCCUGAGGCCAGGGACAAAGCCUGCCAUGCCAGCAAGGACACUCAGCGGGGGACACUCAACAACAUCCCAGCCGAGGAACAGGACAAACAGGGCUCUGCAGCCAGUGUGGGCUCAGGGGACAGCUUUUGGACGCUGAGAUCCCAUGAGGAUGCGGGAGUUCCCUGCACAGCCAGUUCCAACUACGUGGUGAGGAGUUCUCCAGUGCAGAUCGGAGGCAACUCAGACCUUUCAGGCCCCCAGACCUUGUGCUCUGAGGAGAGUUCCUCCCUGUCCAGCUGUUUGGAGAUCAGUGCAUCACCAACAGUUGCUUUUCACACCCAGCCCUCCAUCCUCAAGCCUGUCCCCCAGCCCAGCCGUGCUGGACACCCCGACGGGGACGGACUGAGCCACGGCCCGCAGGAAUCUAGCUGGGCCAGCACACCCAGCUCUCUCCCCAGGCAGGACACGGCUGCCCACGGGCCCCGGCCAGAGAAGGUUCUGCAGGUCAGUCCCUGUCACCCCACACUCCCCGUUCCUGAGACGCCGCUGCCCUCGGAGCCUGCCCAAAGCAGAGAUGUGUCCAGCACACUGACACAGCCUCACACACAAAGAGAAAAGCAGGAUGAAAAGCAGGAUGAAAAGCAGGAUGAAAAGCAAUUAUCUACUGGUAUCCCUGACCCAAGGGGUGCAGUGGAUACUGCUCCUGCCCACGUGUCCAUAGAGGACUCCUACAUUCCAGCAGGCAUUCCUUGUAACUCUGCACCUGCUUCUAUUUCAACCUGUUCCCUUCCUCCUCCUACUUACUCCUUCUCCUCAACUCUUCCUCCUCUUCAGGAAUCUCACUCCAACGCACUAUAUCCCCCUCCCCUGCACUCAUCCCCCUCUCCAGCCUGGCCUCCUCCUGCUCUCCCACCCAUGGAUCCAUCAGAGCCAGAUGGUGCCAAGUUCUUCACGUUUGUUGUCUUGCACGCCAGUGAAGAUGAGAUUGAGGCCCACCGGGUCAAGAACCUGCUGGAGAGCCUGGGGGUGUCCAAUGGUGCCACACUCAGUGAGGAUUUCUUCAUUGCUGGCCGCAGCCACAUGACUUGCUUCCAGGACGCCAUGGAAAACUCUGCCUUCAUGAUCCUCCUGCUGACCAAGAACUUCCCGUGCAACCUGUGUCAGUUCCAGACAGACACUGCUCUGAUGCAGUCCAUCCUGGACCCCUCCAAGCAACACUCAGUCAUCCCGUUUUUACCCAAGGUGAAUGCCCUGGAGUGCAGCCGGAUUCCCACGAUGCUCAGUGUGCUUGUGACCCUGAAGGAGAGCUCUCCUCUCUUCUCCAGGAAUGUGCACAAGACUUUUAACCCCAAGAAGAUCAGGGAGAAGAAAGCCCUGUGGGACCAGAUGCAGAGAAGGAAGCUCCAGGCGUGUUGGGAACGGUACCAAGCCCAGCAGAACUUGGCUGCCCUGAGCCUGGGCUCCCCUCCCUGGGUGCCUCCAGCAGCGCCACGGCCGUGGCCACCAGAGCCAUCACCCCAACCCUGGUGUCCCCCUGCCCCGAUGGACGCCCUGCCUGCUCAGAGCGGUCCUCCCCCUUCCCAAGCACAGCUCCCCCCAGGCCACUACAACAUCGUGCCAGGCCAGGGAGGGAUCCCAUCCCUCAUCAUCCAACACGCCCGGAUGGUUCAGAUCGGGAACCACAACAUGAUGCAGGUGGAAACUGCCACACCUGGGCCCCAGGACAGCCAGGAGCAAACCAGGCACAAUGUCUGACCCGGGGCAGCCGAGGUUGGAGACACAAUUAAUUUCAAAUCCUGGAUUAGAGUGAUUCUGCUGGGACUGGGACUAUUAUUCUAUGCAUCAAGAGUGCCAUUUUCCUGAAGCACAAAAGAAAAUUCUUCAUUUUUUGUUGGAAAAAAGACAUGGAGAUCUCUUGGAACUGUUUCUCCUUGUGCUUAUGUUCAAGUAACUGAGAAAAUUAUUUUCCUGAUUCUGUGGAGCUACUUGAAGAUUUUAUAAAUAAAUUUUAAUUAAUUUA
Corvus hawaiiensis (hawaiian crow) is the source of this 2603-nucleotide messenger RNA. It is a transcript of the gene TICAM1, whose product is annotated as TIR domain containing adaptor molecule 1. NCBI's taxonomy places the organism in Eukaryota, Metazoa, Chordata, Aves, Passeriformes, Corvidae. Bases 248 to 2338 code for a protein of 696 amino acids. Gene Ontology annotation, molecular function: protein kinase binding. The record is from RefSeq and is a predicted model, not a curated record. The transcript is spliced from 2 exons. Gene Ontology annotation, biological process: positive regulation of natural killer cell activation; response to exogenous dsRNA; positive regulation of canonical NF-kappaB signal transduction.